AUGGGAGUGGUGAGCAGCAAAAAGCAGGUGAAGGAGAAAGGUAAGGGCCUCUGGAGCCCUGUGAAGGUCAACACCCAGAGCAAAGAUCCCCCACCACUGCCUCCCCUGGUCCUGUUUAACCACCUGGCUCCUUCACCUCCGGACAUGCACCCAGACCAAGCAGCCACGAUCUCAUUUUUGUUUUUCCUCUUCCUCCGUAGAGUUGGAGACUGGUGGUUGGCCAGGUCUCUCAUCACAGGAAGAGAAGGCUACGUGCCCAGCAACUUUGUGGCCCGAGUAGAGACCCUGGAGGUGGAAAAGUGGUUCUUUAGAUCAAUUAGCCGGAAAGAUGCUGAGAGGCAGCUUCUGGCUCCAAUCAAUAAGGCGGGCUCCUUUCUUAUCAGAGAGAGUGAAACCAACAAAGGUGCCUUUUCUUUGACUGUGAAGGAUGUGACCACCCAGGGGGAGGUGAUCAAACACUACAAGAUCCGCUCCCUGGAUGAAGGGGGCUAUUACAUCUCCCCCCGCAUCACCUUCCCCACUCUCCAGGCUUUGGUGCAACAUUAUUCUCAGAAAGGGGAUGGCUUAUGCCAGAGGCUCACCCAACCCUGUGUCAGCCUGGCUUCCCAAGACCUGUGGGUCCAAGAUGAAUGGGAAAUCCCCCGGCAGUCUCUCAAGCUGGUCAGGAAACUCGGGUCUGGGCAAUUUGGCGAAGUCUGGAUGGGUUAUUACCAAAACACCGUGAAAGUGGCCAUCAAGACUCUAAAGGAGGGGACCAUGUCUCCGGAGGCCUUCCUGGGUGAGGCCAACCUGAUGAAAACUCUCCAGCAUGAGAGGCUUGUUCGUCUCUACGCCGUGGUCACCAAGGAACCCAUUUAUAUUGUGACCGAGUACAUGGCCAGAGGAUGCUUACUGGAUUUCCUGAAGACAGAUGAAGGUAGCCGACUGUCCCUCCCGAGACUGAUCGACAUGUCAGCCCAGAUUGCCGAAGGAAUGGCGUAUAUCGAGCAAAUGAAUUCAAUCCACCGCGACCUGAGGGCGGCCAACAUCCUGGUGUCUGAGUCCCUGUGCUGCAAAAUCGCUGACUUUGGCCUGGCCCGCAUCAUUGACAGUGAAUACACUGUCCAAGAAGGCGCCAAGUUCCCCAUCAAGUGGACUGCCCCAGAGGCCAUCCAUUUCGGGGUGUUCACCAUCAAAGCAGACGUGUGGUCAUUUGGAAUCCUCCUGAUGGAAAUCGUCACUUACGGGCGUGUACCCUACCCAGGAAUGAGCAACCCCGAGGUCAUCCGCUGCCUGGAGCGCGGCUACCGCAUGCCGCGCCCCGACACGUGCCCGCCACAGCUGUACCACGGUGUCAUCACUGAGUGCUGGCGGAGCCGGCCGGAGGAGCGGCCCACCUUCGAGUUCCUGCAGUCGGUGCUCGAGGACUUCCACACGGCCACCGAAGGGCAGUACGAGCUCCAGCCCUAG
Messenger RNA from Puma concolor (puma), 1449 nucleotides. NCBI's taxonomy places the organism in Eukaryota, Metazoa, Chordata, Mammalia, Carnivora, Felidae. The record is from RefSeq and is a predicted model, not a curated record.